This is a messenger RNA of Peniophora sp. CBMAI 1063, 4014 nucleotides long. The record is from the annotation of a GenBank genome assembly. NCBI's taxonomy places the organism in Eukaryota, Fungi, Basidiomycota, Agaricomycetes, Russulales, Peniophoraceae.
AUGGCCGGCCGCCGUCUGACCCUCAACGACCUCCUCAACGACGACCCCCCGCCUUCCCAGCCAACCAGACAGCAUGCCGCCCCGGGCGCAGAUUGCUUCCCGCUGUCGCUGCAGGCGUCGAGCGCGCGCAGGACCCCGUCGCCGCCGCGAGGGCGCUAUGACCCGCUGUCGGACGCGAGAGUGAGCGCCAGCGCCGGGUCGAGCGGGGGGAUGUCCUCGCACUCGCGGUCGCCGAGCGUGCCGUUCCCGGGCAGAUAUUUGACGGGGCCCGGAUAUUCGCCGUCGAUGUCUCUGCCGCGGGCGAGCACGAGCCAUGCGCCUGCGCCGUCGCAGCAGCACUCGCCGUCGCCGCUGGGAGGGCUGGAGGCGCUGAUGGAGGCGGCGAGCGCGGAACAGCGGCGGAUGCACGACGAGAGCACCCGCCGAAGUAGCGCCGCGGUGGCCGAGUUCGCUGUCCCGCACAGCAACAGAAAGCGCAAGCGGCCGUCAGACCCCGUGCCGCCGCCGCCCCGGGUGCUGGCCGGGCCGGGGAUGCAGCCCUCGGAGCUGUCGGAGAAGGAGCGGGAGGUCGUCGAGCUCAUGGCCGCCCGCGCCGCCUCUCGCAGUCCAGAGCACGCCCGCUCGCCCGUCGUCCCCGCCGUCACCCGCACACCCGGCCCGCGCAGACCGUGGGAGGACACUCCGACACCCCCGCCCGCUGCUUGGCGGCCCCAUGAGCCAGCAGCUUAUGUGCACGCGCCGGAGACUCGUCGCGUGGAGCUCCAGCCCGGCGAGCCGGUCGUCCUCAGGCGUGUGGACGUUUCGCCCAACAGCAGAUACACCUUCAAGUCCCCUGUCGCUACACCGAAACCGCUGCCGCCUACGUCCAAGCCGCCAUCCACGAGCUCUAAACCAUCUUCGACGGGCUCAAAACCUCUGUCCGGUCCUUCCAGGCCUCUCUCUGCUCUAGUGCAGUCGUCCCCUCCUCAGCCGCCCACGAUCAUCCCUCCAUCACCCGCGCCCUCUGUUCCCAAAAUAUCGCCGACGACGCCCCAGCUUCCGCCAGUCCGAUCCAAAACGCCAUCAACACCGCAGGCUUCUCCGCCGCUCCCCAUCAUACCACCGCCGACCUCCAAACCGCCUUCAGUUCCAUCAAAACCGCCUUCCAAACCAUCCCCGGUCACCUCCAAGGCUGCAUCCCCGCCUCCACGAACUCCCAGUCCGCCAGCCAGCCGAGACGUAUCUCAUUCGCCCGAACUGCCCAGUUUCGCCGGUCCCUCGUGGGGUGCCCGUCCGUCCCUGGCCAAGCUAGCGCCGACAAAGGCACGGCCGACCAAACCGGUCAAGCGCGACCGUGCACAGGCCGGGCCGACCGCGUCUAUCUCACCGGUCUCCGCUACGACUGCGCUGCCUCCUGCUUCGCCGCCGGCCAAGUCUCCCGUGCUUCCUCCACCAACGCCUGUGCCUGUGGCGAAGCAGCGCUCCGAGUCGGUCGAGCGGAUGUUGGAGGAGAGUGCGGGACUCGCGCCUACACCUCCGCCUCAGCCACCGGUCAAUGUACCGACACCGGCACCGCGCGAGAAGGAGAAGGAGGUCGCGAAGAAGGGAAAGGAAAAGGAAGUGGCCAAGGAGAAAGAGAAGCCGAUAUCGGUACCGACGCCUACACCGGUGGCGGCACCUGUAUCCGCGCCAGAGCCAGAGCCUACGCCUGCACCUAUCCCUGCACCGGCACCUUCACCACCUCCCGAGGCCGUACAGCUCAAAUCAGAGCCUGCAGCCGAACCAGCGCCGUCUACACCUGAACUCCCUCCGCCUGCUCCCACGCCCAUACAAACAACUCCGGCAGUUCCACCAGCACCCACAUCGGCGGCACCCCCAAAUCCUGUCGUCGCUUCCCCUGCUCUCGACGCAGAUGAGGAACUGGCGCGUUCGCUAGAUGCUCAGCUCAACCGCCGCGCCCGGCCUGAACGCGAACGUCGCCGCACUGAGAAACUGCGCGACGUCCAGCCAGACCUGGAAGUUCUCCUCGCACAAGCCGAACGCGAACGUGCGGCGGCACCUAGCAAGAACAGGGCCAGGGACAAGAAGAGAGCGGAGGAGGCCGCGCGGAAGAAGCAGGAGGAGGGACGGGCGGCUGGGGCGAAGGAGAAGGCGAAAGAGGAUGGCGAUAGAGGAAGGGAGAAGAGGAGGAAGGUGGAUGACGACGAUGAGCUCGAUGCCGAGCUGUUGAGCCUUGUAGGCGACAGGCCAUCGCCCGUACCGGCGAAGACCAGAGAUGUCACGACCGCUACGGCAUCGCCGCCACCACCACCACUGCAUACCAAGGCAGAGCUGGACAGGGAGAGCAUGCCGCCGCCGCCUUCACCUGAUGAGGACCGUGCGCCCUCUGCAUUGGUACCCCAGAAGAGGGGUCCUGGUAGGCCACCUGGAGCAAAGAACAAGAACAAAUUGGGCACCGUACCCGCCUCCGCUAUACCAGCCAAGAAGAAACCCGCACCGAAAAAGUCCACGCCUGGCGCACGCUCUCGUUCUUCGUCGGUGAUGCCAAUGCCAUCUUCCUCCCUCGCACACGAAGUCAAGUUCGAUAGCGAUGACGAUGAGCCACAGCACGAGCGAGGCGUAUCGAUGGAGGUCGACCGCGCACCGGAGCCCGAGGACGCGAUCGCGCAGGCUUGGGCGCAGCGCGAGGAGAGGGAGCGGGCAAAGAAGGAGGAGAAAGAACGGGAGAGGGCUGCGAGAGAAGCAAGGAAGAGGGAGACCAAGGAGCGUGUGGCGGAGAAGGAGAACAGGAAGGAUAAGGGCGCAGGGAGCGACGAGGAUGAGGACGAGGAGGACGACAAGCUGUACUGCGUAUGCAAGAUGCCGUACGACGAGGAGAAGGUGAUGAUCGCCUGCGACCGGUGCGACGAAUGGUAUCAUACCAGCUGCGUCGACAUGCCCGAUAGCGAGGUUGACCUCGUGGACCAGUUCAUCUGUCCCCCGUGUGUCGAGAAGGACCCUCAUCUCAAUCUCCGCACAACAUACAAACGUCGUUGCCAACGGGGCCUGGAAGACGAUGGCGCAUGCAACAAACCCUCGCGCGGUGCACUGAGCAAAUAUUGUUCUGACGCGUGCGGUAUUGCUGCUGUCCGCUCGCGCAUCGGCGCGUGGAAUGGCGACCAUGCUGCACUCUGGGAGAGUGUCCGUGGGGCCGAGCGUCGCGAAGGCGUUGUCGUGCGCAUACUGGACAGCACAUCUUUACCUAACGCUGGCGCCAAUGCGCCAACGCCCAACGCAAACGGCCAUCAUCCGCCGACUGUGACUGUUAACGGUGACGGCAUAGUCGUCCUACCCAGCAAGCCCCGCGCAGAGCGCACUCUCGCCCGCCUCCGUGCUCAACUGGACGUCGUCGUCGCCCAGCGUGAGAACCUCACCCGCGCACUGGAAAGCGCGUCAUGGCGUAAAAGUCUGCUCGAACUCGCGACCGCGCGUGCGGAGGCAGACUCGUCAACGUGUGGAUGGGAUCAGCGGUUGUGCUUCGGUGACGCCGAGAUCGCGGACUUUGGUGCGGACGUGUUCGCCACUUACGAGAAGGAUGCUGCGAAGAGAGCGGAACGGGCUGCCAGUGAAGCUACAGAUGGGGAGCGGGAGGGCUCUGAUGAGGACGAGAGCGAUGCGAAGAGGGAGAAGGACGCGGAGAAGAUGGACGUCGACGGCGAGGAAGAAGAGCUGGAGGCGCCAUGGUGGUGCUAUGGUCGCAAGAAAUGCGACCGACAUUUCGGGUGGCAGAAGCUUCGCCAGAGCGACGUUGAGUGGGACCAGGAGACGAAGAUGGUCGCGCUCGAGCGGCUCACUACGCGCGAGCGUGAUAUCAGGCGGCGCGUGGAGGAUAUACUCGAUCCGCAUGCCGCGCCGCCGGCAUCGGCGGCUCAGGUCGAGGAUGAUGGCGGGACGCCGGAGCCAACGCUGGUCAACGGGCACGCGCAUGGAGGUGCGGCGAGGGCCAACGGUACAGAGGCGGUAGUGAAGAAGAGUCAUAAGAAGAAGUCGACGUAG